Molecule: messenger RNA, 3489 nt
Organism: Rangifer tarandus platyrhynchus (Svalbard reindeer)
Lineage: Eukaryota; Metazoa; Chordata; Mammalia; Artiodactyla; Cervidae
Source: the annotation of a GenBank genome assembly
AUGGAACCCGAAGAAGAAAGGAUUCGUUACAGCCAGAGAUUGCGUGGUACCAUGCGACGACGCUAUGAAGAUGAUGGCAUUUCAGAUGAUGAAAUUGAAGGGAAAAGAACGUUUGACUUGGAAGAGAAACUCCACACCAACAAAUAUAACGCAAAUUUUGUUACUUUUAUGGAAGGAAAAGAUUUUAAUGUGGAGUAUAUCCAGCGGGGUGGUUUAAGAGAUCCUCUGAUUUUCAAGAAUUCCGAUGGACUUGGAAUAAAGAUGCCAGAUCCAGACUUCACUGUGAAUGAUGUCAAAAUGUGUGUGGGGAGUCGUCGUAUGGUGGAUGUCAUGGAUGUGAACACACAGAAAGGCAUUGAAAUGACCAUGGCUCAGUGGACACGCUACUAUGAGACCCCAGAGGAGGAGCGAGAAAAACUCUAUAAUGUCAUCAGCCUAGAGUUUAGCCACACCAGGCUGGAGAACAUGGUGCAGAGGCCCUCGACGGUGGAUUUCAUUGACUGGGUAGACAAUAUGUGGCCAAGGCAUUUGAAAGAAAGUCAGACUGAAUCAACAAAUGCCAUCUUGGAGAUGCAGUAUCCUAAAGUGCAGAAGUACUGUCUGAUGAGUGUCCGAGGCUGCUAUACUGACUUCCACGUGGACUUCGGUGGUACCUCUGUUUGGUAUCACAUCCAUCAAGGGGGAAAGGUCUUCUGGCUCAUCCCCCCUACAGCCCACAACCUGGAGCUGUACGAGAAUUGGCUGCUGUCAGGGAAACAGGGAGACAUCUUUCUGGGUGACCGGGUAUCAGAUUGCCAACGCAUUGAGCUCAAGCAGGGCUAUACCUUCGUCAUUCCCUCAGGCUGGAUUCAUGCUGUGUAUACUCCUACAGACACGUUGGUGUUUGGAGGCAAUUUUUUGCAUAGCUUCAAUAUCCCCAUGCAGUUAAAAAUAUACAACAUUGAAGAUCGAACACGGGUUCCUAAUAAGUUCCGCUAUCCAUUCUACUAUGAGAUGUGUUGGUACGUGUUGGAGCGCUAUGUGUACUGCAUAACCAACCGCUCUCACCUAACUAAGGAAUUUCAGAAAGAGUCCCUUAGCAUGGAUUUGGAGUUAAAUGGAUUGGAGUCUGGAAACGGGGAUGAGGAAGCAGUAGACCGAGAGCCCCGGCGCUUGAGCAGCAGACGUUCUGUCCUCACCAGCCCUGUAGCCAACGGGGUCAACCUAGAUUAUGAUGGACUGGGCAAAACCUGCCGAAGUCUUCCAAGUCUGAAGAAAACUUUGUCUGGGGACUCAUCCUCUGACUCUGGCCGGGGUUCCCAGAAUGGCCAAGUGUGGGAUUCCCAGUGUAGCCCCCGAAAGGACCGACAAGUGCAUCUGACCCAUUUUGAGCUUGAAGGCCUUCGUUGCCUUGUAGAUAAAUUGGAAUCUCUGCCACUGCACAAGAAAUGCGUCCCCACAGGGAUAGAAGACGAAGAUGCUCUCAUUGCUGAUGUGAAGGUUUUGCUGGAGGAGCUUGCCAACAGUGAUCCCAAGUUAGCCCUCACUGGAGUCCCUAUAGUACAGUGGCCCAAAAGGGAUAAGCUUAAAUUCCCAACCCGGCCAAAGGUGCGGGUUCCUACCAUCCCCAUCACAAAGCCUCACACUAUGAAACCAGCCCCACGGUUAACACCUGUGCGCCCAGCCGCUGCCUCUCCCAUUGUGUCUGGAGCCAGACGGAGACGAGUGCGAUGUCGAAAAUGCAAAGCCUGCGUGCAAGGAGAGUGUGGUGUUUGUCACUACUGCAGGGACAUGAAGAAGUUUGGGGGGCCUGGUCGCAUGAAACAGUCCUGUGUUCUCCGGCAGUGCUUGGCACCCAGACUGCCUCACUCCGUCACAUGUUCCCUCUGUGGAGAGGUGGAUCAAAACGAGGAGACACAGGACUUUGAGAAGAAACUCAUGGAAUGCUGUAUCUGCAACGAGAUUGUUCAUCCUGGCUGCCUCCAGAUGGAUGGAGAGGGGUUGCUUAAUGAGGAAUUGCCAAAUUGCUGGGAGUGUCCAAAGUGCUACCAAGAGGACAGCUCAGAAAAAGCCCAGAAGCGAAAAAUGGAAGAGAGUGACGAAGAAGCCGUGCAAGCCAAAGUCCUCCGGCCCCUGCGGAGCUGCGACGAGCCCCUCACGCCCCCACCUCACUCGCCCACCUCCAUGCUGCAGCUCAUCCACGACCCGGCCUCCCCCCGGGGCGUGGUGACUCGGUCAUCCCCUGGGGCCGGCCCCAGCGACCACCACAGUGCCAGCCGCGAUGAGCGCUUCAAACGGCGGCAGUUGCUGCGGCUGCAGGCCACAGAGCGCACCAUGGUACGGGAAAAGGAGAACAAUCCCAGCGGCAAAAAGGAGCUGUCUGAAGUUGAGAAAGCCAAGAUCCGGGGAUCGUACCUCACUGUCACGCUGCAGAGGCCCACCAAAGAGCUCCACGGGACAUCCAUUGUGCCCAAGCUGCAGGCCAUCACGGCCUCCUCUGCCAACCUUCGCCAUUCCCCCCGUGUGCUGGUCCAGCACUGCCCAGCCCGAACCCCCCAGCGCGGGGAUGAGGAGGGGCUGGGGGGAGAGGAGGAGGACGAGGAGGAGGAGGAGGAGGAAGAUGACAGUGCAGAGGAGGGGGGUGCGGCCAGGCUGAAUGGCCGGGGCAGUUGGGCUCAGGAUGGAGACGAAAGCUGGAUGCAGCGGGAGGUCUGGAUGUCUGUCUUCCGCUACCUCAGCCGCAGAGAACUUUGUGAAUGUAUGCGAGUGUGCAAGACGUGGUAUAAAUGGUGCUGCGACAAGAGACUUUGGACAAAAAUUGACUUGAGUAGGUGUAAGGCUAUCGUACCCCAGGCUCUCAGUGGCAUCAUCAAGAGGCAGCCAGUUAGCCUCGACCUCAGUUGGACCAACAUCUCCAAAAAACAGCUGACAUGGCUCGUCAAUAGGCUGCCAGGACUGAAAGACCUCCUUCUAGCAGGCUGCUCCUGGUCUGCAGUCUCUGCCCUCAGCACCUCCAGCUGCCCCCUUCUCAGGACCCUUGAUCUUCGGUGGGCAGUAGGAAUCAAGGACCCUCAAAUUCGGGACUUGCUGACUCCACCGGCGGAUAAACCGGGCCAGGACAAUCGCAGCAAGCUCCGGAACAUGACCGACUUCCGGCUGGCGGGCCUUGACAUCACAGACGCCACACUUCGUCUCAUCAUUCGCCACAUGCCCCUCCUGUCUCGACUCGACCUCAGUCACUGCAGCCACCUGACAGACCAGUCCUCCAAUCUCCUCACCGCUGUUGGGUCUUCCACUCGUUACUCCCUCACAGAGCUCAACAUGGCAGGUUGCAAUAAACUGACAGACCAGACCCUGAUCUACCUACGGCGCAUCGCCAACGUCACCUUGAUCGAUCUUCGAGGAUGCAAGCAGAUCACUCGAAAAGCCUGCGAGCAUUUCAUCUCAGACUUGUCCAUCAACAGUCUCUACUGCCUGUCUGACGAGAAGCUGAUACAGAAGAUCAGCUAA